This is a messenger RNA of Mesorhabditis spiculigera, 1458 nucleotides long. Lineage: Eukaryota; Metazoa; Nematoda; Chromadorea; Rhabditida; Rhabditidae. The record is from the annotation of a GenBank genome assembly.
AUGGAUGAUGGGAAAGGAAAGCUGUUUGGCAACCUGUCGAACAACCUCGCCGCAAUGCGGCGAGAAGGAAACCAGACACACUUGGAAAGUGGAGAACGCAUGGAACUCGAUUCUUCAUCAACGAAUAAUGCCGAGAAACAAGUGCUGGCCGAGUUUGAGCGUAGGAAGCGAGCCCGUCAGCUAACGUUGCCAACUGACGAUUGGCAGCUGAAAAUGAAGCUGCGUAUGUUAAACCAGCCGAUCUGUCUCUUCGGUGAAGACAUCCAAGAUAGAAGAGAGCGUCUCCGUGCCCUGCUUUCGACUUUGGAUGAAGAUCAGAUCGCCCGAGUGCUACAUACCGAAGAGGCCUCUUAUGCUGACAAACGGGAUCGCGAAGCCCACACGUUUUACCAUCGUGGCGCGGAGACGCUGCGUGAUGCCCGUAUUUCCAUCGCAGACUAUUCCCUGCGUGAGGCAAAAGCCAGGAUUGUGCGCCUACGACAAGAGGCUGCCCGCCCAGAGCAGGAGAAAGCUCUCGCAAAACAGGAAGCUCACAAAUGGGUCCAACAGAUUAACCUCCAUGCCUCACAGGUAGCAGAUCUGCGGCCCGUCGCUUUCGUCGAAUUUUCCGCCGAUUCUGACCAUAUUGUGACUGCCGGCUGGUCUGGGGUUCCUGCUGUCUGGAAGCGCGAGAACUGCGAGCAAAUGAUCAAAUACACGGGGCAUCAUGGUCAAUGUGGCUGUGCACGAUUCCACCCGAAAGCCUUUGUCUCACAGGACGAGUACGCUUUGAAUGUUGCCUCUUGCGGUCAUGAUGGUACUGUCGCAUUAUGGUCACUGUCUUCGGAGAGUCCAAUUGGGCAACUAGAUAAGCAUCCACAACGUGUCGCCAGGCUUGCUUUUCAUCCGACGGGUCGCUGGAUCGCUACAGCUUGUUUUGAUUCCACGUGGCGACUGUUCGACGCUGAUGUGGGCGAGGAACUUCUGAUUCAAGAGGGCCACUCGAAACAUGUUUCUGAUGUGGUCUUUCACCCUGAUGGUGGUCUACUUCUCUCCGUGGGACACGAUUGUUAUGGACGCGUUUGGGAUUUGAGAACUGGGAGAUGCAUCAUGUUCCUCGAUGGCCACACCAAAGAAGUACAUACAGCUGAAUGGAUGCCGAACGGCUACGAAAUGGUGACGGCCGGAGCAGAUAACACCAUAAAGGCGUGGGAUUUACGUAUGCGACGAUGCACCUACACGAUGCCUGCCCAUACAUCAGUUAUCUCCCGAAUCCGUGUCGAUGCUGAUGGCCAGUAUCUGAUUUCCGGAGGAUUCGACAAUUUGUUGAAGUGUUGGGCAACGCGUGGCUGGCAGCCGUUGCGAGAAUUGAAGGGCCACGAUACAAAGGUGAUGUGUGUGGAUAUCUCGCCAAACGGGAAAUGGAUCGCAUCCGCCUCAUUCGACCGUACCUUCAAGCUGUGGAGCCAAUCCGACUAU